GUUCGAGAUAGGCCAGCGCGACGUUGCGACGUUCCAUCGAAGCCGAUCGAAGAAAUCGCUCGAAUGCGUCGCGCCGUUUGAUCGCUCGAUCUCCGUUGAUCGGUGAGUUCGGGGAAAACGCGGUCGCGUGUGGUGUUGUAUAGUGAACGGUACGAGGGCAACGAGAGAAAGAGAGAUUACGAGAUAAACGACGAACCUGUGUGGUGACGAAAACCGAGAGGACUGUCUUUUUCUCCGUGGAAGAGUGAAGAUGGGCAGCGAUCACGUCACGAUGGCAGCCCGUCGUGUGCGUUCCACCUGCGUGGCGAUGACGGUCGUUCUGCUGCUGCUGCAACUGACAGCUACCGUGAACGGAGCGGAUCCGUACUUGGAAAUUCUGCCGAACGGCGAGACGCAGACGAAGGCAAUCGGCUCCAGUAUCCUGCUUACGUGUAAACCGAAGGUGGAGAAUCCGACGCUGAUCAGCCAGAUGCAAUGGCUCGAUCCGCAAAAUUACCCGAUCGAGUCUCUCAAAUAUGUCGUCUUGCCACUCGAAAGUGGGCAACAAGCGGGUCACACGAAGCCGGCCAUGUACACCGAAUUGCAUCAGGAUGGCAGUCUAUCCCUGUUCUUUAAUUCUCUUCAAGAGCAACAGGCCGGAAAAUACACGUGCAAGGGGAAUUAUGCGCAUAACGUACCAUUAAGCAAGUCCGUGACAAUCGAUACUAUUAUUGCGAUCACGUGGGAGAAUGCGCCGGUAAAUCAGUAUCCCAUUCUCGGAGAAGACUUUGAUGUUCAAUGUCAAGUGCGCGCUAGGCCAUCGCCUUCGGUUGAUUGGCUUUACAACGGAGAACUGAUCAAGACAAACGAUCACUACAUCAUAAAUACUUAUGCCUUGAGGAUCAAGAACGUUCAAGAGUCCGACGAUGGCAUAUACACAUGUCGUGCAUCGGUACCGACUACAGGAGAAUUGCAAGAACGAGCUAUCCGCGUUGAGGUACACAUAAAACCCGUGAUCGAAGAUAUCACGAGCACGAUAGACAUUAUCGAAGGCGAAAAUGCGAAUAUUGAGUGUAAAGCUAGAGGCAAACCGCCACCAACGUUCACAUGGGUCAAAUCUCUCACGCAACAGAACCUGUCUUCCGCCGAUCGCUUCGGCGUCGAUCCUGUUACGGGUGUGCUCACCAUCACAAACGUGAAUCGCAAUGACGCGGGCGAGUAUCAAUGUUCCGCGGUGAACGCCGCAGGCCACGCCACGGGCAACAUCUUGGUGAACGUGAUCGUCAAGCCGAAAAUAAUGGAGUUUGUGAACAAAACCGUGGUGGAGGGCAAAGACGUGGACAUCCAGUGCAAGGCCUUCGGUCGACCACCGCCUCGGGUGACUUUCAGGAAGCUCACCGUCGACAAGCCGUACAUGAUGGGUACUCAGCCGCAAGACGAUCGGAUCGUCGUGAAGAACGAAGUGGACGAGGGAAACGGCGAGACUGUUGGCAUCCUCUCGAUCAUGAAGGCCCUCACCGACAACGACGGCCUGUACGAAUGCAUAGCGAAGAACACGGGCGGCGUCGCCUUCAAGAACGGUCAUCUGACCGUAGAGUUCCCACCCUCCUUCCGUAGCAUGCCGAACGUUACAGUCUUUUCCUGGGAAUCGAGACCGGUGAAUCUCACCUGUAUCGCCGAGAGCAUACCGAACGCGACGAUACGCUGGACCUAUUACGGAGAUUUGAAUCCUGACCAAGACCCCAUGAUCCGGCAGAUCGGUAACGGACCAAUUUCCACUCUCGCGAUACUACCAAUGGAUAAGAGAUAUUACACCCAUUAUAAAUGUAUCGCCGGAAAUCCUCACGGUACGCGGGAGCAUUUGAUUGAAUUGAGGGAAGCGACGAGACCCAGUGAACUUUUGGGCGUCAAAAUGGCCGAUAUCACUGCCACGACGAUAAGAUUCGAUCUGAUACCACCUGUGCAUCCGGAUUUACCUAUCAAAACUAUCAGCGUGCAAUAUAAAGAAGACUUCUCCUAUGAUGAUUGGACUAAGUCGAAAAAUAAGACGUGGUCUGUCGGUUCUUUAUACGUCAUCGAGCACUUGAAACCACAGACGGCCUACGAUUUCCGAUUUGCGGCGAGUAACGACGUCGGUUUGGCUAACUGGGGUAACUUCCACCGAGAGAUCACACCUGGUAGAACGAUGCCAAAGGAACCGAGAAUCCUGACUACGCCAGGCUCUGAGUACGAACAUUCCCCGUUCAGUCACCAAUACGAGCUUACCUGGGUGACGCCGGCCGAUAAUGGUGAACCCAUAGACAUGUAUCGGAUCAAGUAUUGCGAAAUAACACGCGUCGCCGGUGAAUGGGAAACAUUAGCAGAUACCUGUCAAUGGACUGAGGUCAAAAGCCAAAGGACGAAGCAAUUCCUCAAGGAUUUGAAAUACAAUACUUUCUACGAGGUCGAAUUGGAGGCUCAUAACAUAAUGGGCUACAGCAAACCUGGAUACGCCAAGUUCAGGACGGCUAGAGAAUCUACGGUCAUGGACUACAAUAAUGCUGGUGAUACUUGCAAGACCGGCGUCGCCAUUACCGCAGCAGUAAUGCUCCUAUCUCUAGCCAUUUAGAGUCGCCGUCAGGGAUAUUUGCUCCUCGCGCUCUAAUCCUCUCUCUGCGUCGUGAACGCACGCGAUAGGAAGCGAGGCAAAUUCGCGAGGCCGACAGUACAAGCGAGACACCACGAUGGACGAAAGUGACACACACGCUCCACUAUAAUAUAUAACACGCCCUUUAUCGUGAUUUCCUGCGACUCUCGUGUUUCGUUCGGAUCUGAUCGAAUUACCUGGACGAAUCUCGAAUAUGAUAGCGUUUUUUUUUUUUCUUUCGCGCUGUGAAGAGAGGUUUCGUGCGAGACACGACGACGAGAGUUGAUCGCGGGACAUUUGUACACGAUUGUGUCCGUUCAUUUAUAUAUCUAUUUAGUAGUAAACGAUCGACAACGACGAGCUGUAAAUUGAUACGUUUGCCGGUACAUUCCGAGAGUAAAGAGAGUAGCGUAUAAGUGGGUUCUGUAAGAAGGAAGAACGUGAAAAGAGAGUCGCGAGAUGCGAAGUGUAUUUAUACGUACUUGUACGUAUUAUUUGUUAAAUGCUCACUGCGUGUUAGUAUAAACGUACUGGUACGUUUCCUUUCACUUUUCCCCAUUCAUAUAUAAGUUAAGAUUGUACUUUGGUGGACUUCUGUAAGAGAGGCGGGUGCCGCAGUGCGCAAGGAUAACGUUUCCCUCGCACCCUCCGAGGGCGCAGGGGAAAUUCACGUAACCAAAACGAACGACGUGUAGUAGUGUACCAAUUACUUCGCGCGUUAUAAUUUUCGUUUCUUAAUUAGAGUCAGACCUUGUGCACUUUUAAACAGAGAUAAGAUACGAGGUACGCUUCGUCAACUUUUGCAAUUACGAACUUUUGUAUGGUAUGUUAUAUCGAUAGGUAAAAAGAGAAAAAGAAUGUGCUUCCCUAUAUAUAGGUUGAUUCGAGCAUAAAUUAACGAUUUAUAUAUAUCGGUUAGGUAUAUGACUAUACAUACGAGAGCGUGAAAGACUAUAAGGUAGUGACGACCGUAAGAGUGCUACUGCCCUGAAUUGUCGACUUAUACUCACGCGCAAAGUUUUACCGACGAAGAGGAAGGAUAUUAUAGAUCUUAUCGAUAUUAAGGGAACGAACAGCCGCGACUUGGUUGAUCGCGGCGACUCGUAAGUCACGCACGAAUACGAAUAAUGUAAUAAUCGUGUUCCGUUGAAUUGGAGCAUCGGGAGCUAUUUACUGAGUUCUUGCCGAUCGGUACAUGUUGAAAGUAUUUUUAGACGAAACUUUUUUCACGUCUUUUGCGAUCUGAUUUUUACAACAAGUCAACGAACUUUCUAAAAUUGAUUGACGAACAAAAAGGGGGGAGGGAGAAGAAUAAUAGAGCGAUUAAGGAUACGCGAUCAACUCGGAUAUUCGCGGAUCCAUCAUAGCAGUUAGAAAAAAAAACCGUUAAUAACGUUAUGCAACGCGUAAAAAAAAACGAACGGUACUUGCUUUUAUGAAAAAAAUAUUAAAAAUCCGUUUUUAUCGAGGCCUUGAGAGGUGGGGCAUUUUUCUCCUUCCGUAAAAAGUCGACGAUUCGCGUUCAUGCGAUGUUCUUUUACGAGGCAAAGAAUUUCACACGAGCGAGCGGAGCUCCUCGCGAACUCGCGUCACGCACACAAGAUCCAGAAACGUUAAUCCUAGAACCUGACCAACGUGGACGUGUAGAUGUAACCAUGAAGAGACAAAUGAAUAAAGAAAUUAUAACGCGGUAACGAAAUUACUGUGACUCGGAGACACUUUUUUCCAUAUUUCUACGCGAUAUUACACAGCAGUAAAUUACUGUCGUCCAAAUUGCUGUGUUUUAUUUCUGCAUAUUUAUAUAUUACGCGGUAAUAAGAUAAAGUUGUUAUAAUUGAAAUUCUUGAAGAACUAAUCGGAACAGAAAUUACAGGAAUUCUAGGUCGGGUUCUACGACUAAUCACGAGACAAAAUCCGAAAGAAUACGACUCACACGACUGCCAGUUAAUAUUUUCAGUUGGGUUAAUUUCGUAUGAAAAUUGCGUCUGAUUUUUCUCUCCUCUCUUGCCUUCGAUUAUGUUUGUCUUUUUUUUUCGUAAUCUUUAUUUUUUGGGAAUUUAUUCAGUCAUUAGUUUCGCUUGACUAGUUUUGAGAUACAUGUUUAGUGUGCGCAUGAUCUGUGUGUUGCGAUCAUUACGAUUUAUACGAUUCUUAUAUUACAUUUAUAAUACAAUUAUAAAUUUGUUAUCGCCGUAGUUCUUACGUAUCUAUAACCGCCGCUACCGGCAGUAGCCGCCAUCACCGCCGCCGUAAUUAUCACUAGUAACCACUGGCGUGAUUAAUCACUAAUCUCGCGAUGAGAUAAGGGAAAUUGAGAUCGGUCUAAUUUUGGUUAGUUUAGAUUUCGAUGUGAAAGAUACGCAAAUUGUUCUCCGAUAUCAAGCGAAAUAACUGGAAUAUUCAGAUAAAAUGUACAUAUGAAAAAUUCAGCAUUAGCUAUACAUAUGUAUUUAUAAAUCGGAUCACGAAAUAAUUUUUAAUAAUAAAAAUAAAUUUAAAGUCAUAGAAUUAUAAAAAAAUUCUUUGAAUAGAAAUCAUGGAAAUUAAAGGUAAAACGGUCAUUGUUAAAGAAAUUCGCGCUGAACCUCGUCAUUUAUUCAUUUCCUCUAUUUCGCGACGUAGUUAUUCCGACCAGUGGGACAGCGUGACGAUUGGUGCAAAGUACAUUUCCCCCUUUUUAUUCUUUCACGUCGAAAAUUGAACUUGGCGAAAUUAUACGGUUUCGAUUCCUGGAUAAGAGACUACAAAGGAGCGCGGUUCGAUCUCGAAGGCCUGGUCGUAUCCGGAACGGGCGGUCUUUUACCUCAAGUGCCUGCACACACACACACACACACACACACUUACAAACUCUUCAUACACACCCACACACAUAGACAUUACACACAUAUACACACAUACGCAUCGAUCGCCUCCCCGCGAGGCUGACGCGAAAACACCGACGAUCGAUCUCGAUGUGACGAGGUCUUCGACCUAAAUCUUUUUACGUCUCUUUUAUAUCUGUUCGCAAUGCCUGGGUUCUUAGAUAUUAGUUCACACCGCAUGGCAUGAGCUUUGUUAUCAUUAUUCCCUUCUUAUUAUUUUUUUUUAACUUUAGCGAUACGUCACGCCGAGCCUCAUCGGCGAUGUUCCCAUUCCAUACACGACACCCCCGUUCAGAUGGAGAACGUGGAGAACGCGGAGAACUCGUUUACGAGUUCUUGGUAUUUGAUACGACGAGCGUAUUGGAUUCUGAUGACGAAUUUUUUAACAGCCGCGAGUCGACUUUUCCGUGAUGAAAAUUUUAUCAAAGAAAAAACUGCUAACUUUAAUCUGCGCAUAUAUCACUAAAAAUUGAAAUAUUAUUUAUAUAACUCUCUUUAAAAGCUCUAAAUUAAAGUGAUAUUCGAGAGUUACUUUUUCUAUUUGCUUCUCAAAUGCAGUUUUAGAUUUUAUCAGAAAUUAAGUGGCCGAGUUGUUUAAUAUUGAAAACUGAAAGGUUACGUAAAAAAUUGCCGGUAAUAGAAAAUCGAUUCCACGCACGUUCGCAAAAAAUCUGUCAUGAAAGUCCGAUACGGCAAAAGUACUAUAUGGACCACGUACAUAAUCGAACAUAGCGUAAGACCAAUUCGAUCUUAAUUACCAAUUACAUCGAAUAAUAUUACUAAAAAGGACCCGAGGUGUUCCUUAAUGUUCGCACAGUGCAACAAAUCUUGAGACUGAGGCACACAGGGCAUACUAUCGCGAAUUUAUGGAAACAAACACGUCUGCAAAUCUUACGAAAGUACCGGGUGCAAAAACAGCAACUUUUCCCGCAAAUGUAUUCCCAUGCCUCGGAACUGGAAUAACCAAUAGUUAUCGUCUAUCCCGAGAGAAGAAAAAGGAGAGAAAAAUAUUGGCUCCAAGAGCAAAAGUGAGCUCCGUCAUACGGGUCAUAAGUCGCGAAUUCCUUCUCAUCCGAUUUCUUACGCUCCGCCCUUAGCUGUUUCCGAGUGAAACGAAUGCUAUUGAUUAAUCUGGUUUCAAGGCAUCUGCACACUCUCAUCGUCCUGCAGUCGACAACGUUGAAGCCGGCGUUGAGUCUUUUAGACACACAAAUAUGAUUAAAUACCGUGAUAAAUGGGCCUCGGCGGACAACAAGCUCCUUACUUCCGUACUUCGCAGUCGUAAAAGCUCGACUGGACCGACAGUCGACGGGAAGACGACAACAUCUUUUACGCGCUGUUUUACCUCCCGUGACAAUAAACUCCGGUGUAACUUUGGAAACGUCGCGAAGUGGAAGAAAGCGUAGCCGCGCGCGCGCGCGCGGAUAAAGUCGCUUUCAGACGCUCCAAGCCGAUGAAAGACGAGCGCGCGUAAAGAAAGAGAAAGAGAGAGAGAGAGGGAGAGACCGGAAGGCUUUAAACCGAUGAUAAAGACAAUGUCGACGAGCGACAGACAGGACGACAGAAGAAAACGAUUCGAAAGGGGACGAUAGUUGCCGAAAUGGUUUUCCAUCCGUCGCGAAUCUUCGUCCGAUGAGUUUUCCUCCUCGCCGGCGGAAAUCGCCGGGCGGCGGGCGAGCCCCGCCCGGGGAAGCUCGGGGAACGAUUGUAACUGGAACUGGCCGAACGAAAUCCCUCGAAAUUCGCACUUUGUCUCGAUAAAAGGAUUCGUGAAAUUGCAACGAACAGACCACCGGUGUCGAUCCAGUUCGCCGCUUCGGCAAAGAACGCAGGGUCUUCCGUUAUUUCACUUUUUGCCGAGCGGGGUCGCGCAAUUCUGUCAGAGUCCAGUCAAUUUCCGUCAAUGUCGUAAAGUCUAUUUAACUUGGACUUCAUCCUCCGCGCCGCGCGUUACACGUUAAAUUUCGCUUUUCUGGUUUUUUUUUCCCCCCCCUCACCGUCCGCAACGACAUUCGGAUGUAUUCGUCGUGGACGUCGAAAUUAGUUGGAGAUUCGGCGACAAAACUGAUGAAAUUCAGCGAUAAAUUUACGCUGGACGCAAUACAUUGUGCCAGCUUCUUCGUACCUUCGAAAGGAUACAGAACAAUUCAGAAACAGACGGCAACGUUAAAUGUGGCGUGCGCGCGAGCCGCGAACAAACGGCUACCCUCCACGGGCGAUUGUUCGUCAUGUCGCGAUUCGCGCGCGGACUAAUUAAUGCGCGAACGCGAAGGGCAGGACUCGUUCCAGAGGAGGACGAGCGUGUUUGCGGAGAGCCUCGGUAGACCGGGAGACGCGCACGCGACUCCAACAACCAACCCUCCCUGCAAUCCGCAGGAUCAAUCGAACCUCGAUUCUUGCGCCGCGCGCCGCAGAAUUGUCUCUCUGCCGGGAAAUCAAGGCGGCUUUGUGUUUUGUGCUCGAGGAUCGAUCUUCCCUUUCCCUCCUCCUCCUCCCCCUCCUCCUCCUCCUCUUCCCCCGCGCAAACUGCCGCGUCGCGUCCGGAUAAAUUGCGAGCGUAUAAAUGCUCCAUUCGGCGACGACGACUCAUUGUUUGCGCGAGCGUUUGCUUUCACCCGGACGCUUCGAGCACCGGCAUCAUCAUCUCGAGGACGCGAUUGCGGACGGAAUCAAUUAGCGGGGAAUGCGGGAUUAUUCCGAUUGACUCGCUUUGUAGGGCGGCUGGGGCCUACGAUUAUAUUGAAUUUGUCUUGCGGGAAGAAACGCCAUUCCGGUUGUCAGGCGAGGGUAAUUCGAAGGAAAUGAAACAACGACUUUUUAACAAGUCGUUAAUAAAAUCAACGAUUACUCUUUUUUUUUUUUUUCGUUCUUAAAAUUUCUGUCUCGAUUUCAAUUUAUUCGGCCAAGUUUCCGAAAGUUCCUCGGCUUCGCCGACGUUACUUACCGUCGCGAUUGUCGUUUUCAAUGCUUUCGGUAUUGCGAUAUAAUAGGCACCGCGUUUCUCAAAACGUUUCCCGGGAGACGCCGAAAUAAUACGCGUCCAACAUACACACAAUCUCUGAAACGUGUCUAUGUUCGCGAGCAAGAAGUUUCCCAGCAGCAGUAGAAAGCAGCAGCGGCAGCUGGAGUGUUUCUCGUUACGGAGAUAAUCUCUCCGUGCGCGCGUACAAAUGGAUCCGCUCGAGAGGAGAAGGAGGAGAACCGUGUGUUUGCGCUGCUGGGGGAGGAGAGAUAGAAACAAGGAAACGCGCAGAGGAGCGCCGCGUAGGUUCGCUCGCGAUUGCGAAUCCGUUCGUGGAAACCUCCAGCGGGUGUUGUUGUGCCGCUUAUAAAUAGCCGGUCGCGUUAUUAAAGAGAACCGUGCGGCCUCGGAUGUCGAGGAUGAAUCGGAGGACUGGAACGACGAGAGGGCGCAGAGAUACGCAGAGAGGGAUACGCAAAACAUAAGCGCGAGAUUCGCUCUCUCUCUCUCUCUCUUUCUCUCUCUCCGCGAUCUAUUUCCGAUGGGUAUGCAUGGUCUUCUUCACGCGAUUUCGCAGCACCAGGUCCUCGAAUCCGCCCAGCGGAAACUGCUUAACCCUUCCACCGUGUGAAGGGGUAUUCACCUUUACUAAGCGAUCUCUUUUUUUUUUCUCAUUGCGCUGUAAUCUGCGCCGUUUAAUCUUUUGUCUUGUUAUUCAAUAAGAAAAAAUGAUAUAAACAAUUUUUAUUUUUGUAUGAAAUUAAUUUUAUUAGAUUAGGAUUUUCUAUCGCUCUUAGUAUAAUAAAAUAUGCUCUUUUUAAUUUUAAUUAUUAACGAUACAUUUAAUAUUGAAAUAUUGAUAAAAAGAUGUCGAGUGCCUGAAGGUACACAUACACAAAAUCGCGUUUCAUUGUGUGACUCGGUUAAUAAUAAACAGCCGCCUGUAUUCGGGAAAACCUUCCGCCCGAUGCGUUAGUGUAUUUUUUGCGGCUCUUUUAGUCUUUUCUAUUCUGUUAUCUUGUUUAAUCGUAAUCAGGUACGGGUUUCCAGAGAUUUUCCAGCGCGUUAAACAGAAUCUCCACAAACAGACUCACUUUUGCGUCGAACAAAGGAAACGCCUUUAAACCGCUUACGGUUUUCCAUCUGUGAGAAAACGGCACGUCGAUACAAAGUGUCAUAAUUUUUUUACUCUGUUUUCCCACCCCCUCCCCAGAUGCGCUUUUUUUCGUAACAUCGCAAUAUCGCAGUUUUUCGAGUGAAGGAAGAGGAAAAAAAAAGGUGGACGCGGGUGCCGUUAUGAGUUCGCUUUUGAACUGCAAAAGGAUUGUUUAAGUAUUAAGAAACCUAAGAGGGAAUCGCGCCGACACGGAGCUAGGUACAUUACGACACGGACCGAAAAUAGACCGGAAUGCGAAAUCGAAUUUCAACGCGGCCGACCGUUCGGUUCUCGUUGCCGCUCCGGUUGCUUUUACGAGACAUUCGAUGAUCGCGCAUAGUGAUCCCCUUUCUGUUCUUCUCCGUUCUUUCUUUUUUUAGUUUUUAUUACGGUACCGUGGAUUCCGCUCGUAACUUCCGAAGGGUAUAUAUUUACAUACCACAGGUACACAAUACACACACGCACACACACCAUACACAAAAUACACGAUAUACGAUAUACACGUAUAUGUACAAACGUAUAUAUAAAAAAUACACAUACGAAUAUAGAUAGAUAGAUAAAUAAAACAUUUACAUACGUCUAAGGAUAUGUAUUAGCCUAGUGCCUACUAUGUUCAUAUUUAUGAGAAGGAUAUAUCGUAUAUAACUCGUUCUUUCCUGUGCGAAAACACACAUUCAAUAUUGUAAAUACAACGGAACGACGUAAAGAAAAUAUAUGUGAGUGUCUAAGGAGAAAAAAAAGAACAA
Molecule: messenger RNA, 10330 nt
Organism: Monomorium pharaonis (pharaoh ant)
Lineage: Eukaryota; Metazoa; Arthropoda; Insecta; Hymenoptera; Formicidae
Gene: Fas2
Product: fasciclin-2
Exons: 8
Coding region: 251-2587 (778 amino acids)
Biological process (GO): cell adhesion
Cellular component (GO): membrane; neuron projection
Molecular function (GO): protein binding
Source: RefSeq, a predicted model, not a curated record